This is a messenger RNA of Ixodes scapularis (black-legged tick), 1465 nucleotides long. RefSeq names its product gastrula zinc finger protein XlCGF7.1-like. The record is from RefSeq and is a predicted model, not a curated record. Gene Ontology annotation, cellular component: nucleus. The coding region runs from base 4 to 903 and encodes 299 amino acids. Lineage: Eukaryota; Metazoa; Arthropoda; Arachnida; Ixodida; Ixodidae. The transcript is spliced from 2 exons.
GCCAUGAAAGUCGAAGACGAGGCCCUUGGCUGUGAAGAGAACACAGAGAGCGAACACUUUUCUGAGAAUAACUCGUUCACCAUGUGGCAGCAGAUGGCACACCCACACCGAGAGAAGUAUCAGUGCCGGUUCUGCCCCUUCUCCUGCUCCCGCACGUCGGGCAUCAAGAUUCACGAAAGGAAGCACACAGGCGAGAAGCCCUUCAGCUGCCACGUCUGCCACAGAGUGUUUGCUGUGAAAUGUAACCUGCAGGUUCACAUGAGAAUUCACACGGAGCCUGUUUCGAAAGCCACUGAAGUCGAAGAACAGGCACCUGGCUGUGAAGGCACCGAGGGGAAACGCUCUUCUGAGAACAUUUUGCUCACCGUGUGGCAGCAGAUGGCGCAACCACACCGAGAGAAGAAAUAUCAGUGCCGGUUCUGCCCUUUCUCCAGCUCUCGCUCGUCGAACCUCGGGCAGCACGAAAGGACGCACACAGGCGAAAAGCCCUUCAGCUGCGCCGUUUGCCACAAAAAGUUUACACAAAAGGCUCGCCUGCAGGCUCACGAGAAAAUUCACACGGGUGAAAAGCCAUUCAGGUGCCAGACUUGCGAAAAGGCGUUUUCGGACAAAUCUAACCUGCAAGUUCAUAACAGAAUUCACACAGGUGAAAGGCCGUUCAGGUGCCAGACUUGCCAGAAGGCAUUUGCAAAUAGCGGUAACUUGACGCAUCACAGAAGAGUCCACAUGGGUGACAAACCAUACAAAUGCGGAACAUGUGGAGCUCCGUUUAAGCAGUGGUUUCAGUUGAGGCGUCACGAGGAACUUCACGGUGUAGACCCAUCAUUUCAUUGCAAGCAGUGUGGAGAAAAUUUUCUGGAGAAAGUUAAUUUAAAUGCACAUGAGAAGGAGCAUCAUCCGUGAGGGACAUCCAUUAUAUAGUAAAGGGUGGUGUAGCUUGACAUAUUUGCACAAUGUCGUUUUACCCUUUUGUUCAAGACCACCUUGGGUAAACCUGAUAACUGAUUGCCCAUUAAUGAAUCAUGUAUGGUGUAAGAGUACCGGCUACCAUCUAUCACACUAGAGUCGGGGCAGCAAAAAGAACUAUCACUAACAAAGAAGCCCUUAGUGCUUAUCACAACGAGCAUAUACCAUAUUUUCCGGUCUAUGGGUCACACCUUUGCUUAAGUUGCGCCUUACUCUAAAGGGCUGUUUUCAUUGAAACAUUGCUAUUUUGGCUGCAAGACACACCUAUAUAUUUGUAUGAUGGGCACGGCAAAGAUUAAUUGAAAAGCCUGCAUAUGUGUACUGUAUUUACUUGCACAAUAAACACUUUUUUUUUUCCUGAAAAAUUGACACAUAUUUGGGGAGGGUUGUUCAUUACACGGGGUAAAAUUUUUUAAUUUACACAUUUCGUGCAAAUGUCAUAUUAGGUGCCAAUAUGACACGGCAAGGUACUGUGGCACAUGGAGGCGCACCCAUGGCU